Protomyces lactucae-debilis is the source of this 1338-nucleotide messenger RNA. Its product is annotated as Dihydropteroate synthase-like protein. The transcript is spliced from 2 exons. Gene Ontology annotation, cellular component: mitochondrial envelope. Gene Ontology annotation, biological process: tetrahydrofolate biosynthetic process. Gene Ontology annotation, molecular function: 2-amino-4-hydroxy-6-hydroxymethyldihydropteridine diphosphokinase activity; dihydropteroate synthase activity. The record is from RefSeq and is a predicted model, not a curated record. The coding region runs from base 1 to 1338 and encodes 445 amino acids. Lineage: Eukaryota; Fungi; Ascomycota; Taphrinomycetes; Taphrinales; Protomycetaceae.
AUGCUCAGGCAGACUCUGAAGAGACCUGCUACAUCCCAAGCUACAUGCUCAAGCAUUUUCACUCGCUUUGUACGGCAGCAGAGUACACUGCCGCAGCUGCACACUGCCUUUCUCGCUCUGGGCUCCAAUCUCGGAGACAGGCAACGCUAUAUCCAGCAAGCACUAGACCAGCUCGAUGCCCGCGGCAUUCAAGUCAUCAAUACAUCCAUGUUGUAUGAAUCUGCUCCCAUGUACGUGACUAAUCAGCCGGCGUUUCUCAAUGGAGCUGCUUGUGUGCUGACUUCUUUGUCGCCGCACCAGCUCAUGAAGGCAUGCCAGCAGAUCGAAAAGGAGCUUGGCAGAGUCAAGACUAUAGAAAAAGGAGCACGGACGAUUGAUCUCGAUGUCUUGUUGUAUGACAAGGACAUUGUCAAGACGCAGGACCUGACCAUCCCUCACAUUGGAAUUGCUGAACGUGAUUUUGUCAAAGUGCCGUUAUCGGACAUUACGAACCUCUCUGCCCACGGGUACGAGCAGCCAGAGACGAGUCUGCCGCUCUACCAACCUUGGCUAAAACCCAAGACAAACCUCAUGCUCAUCUACAAUGCCACGCCCGACUCCUUCUCUGACGGCGGCCAGCAGUCGCUCGAUCGCGUUGCUGACUUUUGCCAAGAUCUGGAUGGUAUAGACAUGAUUGACGUGGGUGGACAAUCCACCCGACCGGGUGCUGUGCCCGUUUCGCCGCAAGAAGAAAUCUCCAGGGUUGUACCAGUCAUUGGCGCUUUGCGUCAAGCUGGUGUCACAAUGCCCAUUAGUAUUGAUACAUUCGAUGCAUCCGUAGCACGAGCGGCAUAUGAAGCGGGUGCAACCAUCAUCAACGAUGUGAGUGCCGGCGUUGCUGACCCUGGCAUGUUGCCAACAGCUGCACAACUUGGCUGUCCUAUUAUUUUGAUGCACAUGCGUGGUACACCCGAGACCAUGCAGCAGCUGUGCGAGUAUCCUGAUGGUGUUGCAGAAACAGUCAUGCGAGAACUCAUGCAACGCUAUCAAGCUGCCAUUGCCGCUGGUAUCCGCUCCUGGAAUCUUGUGCUGGAUCCUGGCUUGUCCUUCAGCAAGACUCUUGAACAAAACAUUGAAUUGAUGCAGACGCCACUGGGUGGCAAGAUUCCCUGGCUGGUAGGAGCAAGUCGCAAGGGCUUCAUUGGCAAAAUUACGGGCGUAGCAGAGCCUGACAAGCGACAGAUUGGCACUGCGGUGGCUGUUGCACAGAGUAUUCGGCAAGGUGCACGGAUUGUGCGUGUGCAUGACAAGAGUAUGCGUGAAGCGGUCAGGAUGGCAGACAUGCUCUACAAUCGCUGA